This is a messenger RNA of Symbiodinium necroappetens, 2586 nucleotides long. NCBI's taxonomy places the organism in Eukaryota, Dinophyceae, Suessiales, Symbiodiniaceae. The record is from the annotation of a GenBank genome assembly.
GACCGGGGUCUGCUCUCCGCAUUGGACAACGAGACGGUGCUCCAGUUGCUGGAAGGAAAAAAUAUCAAAGCCGGCCGCAGGAUGAGCAUAGGCACUGCCUUAGACGCUGGGAAGGAGGCUUUUGCAAACAAGGCCAUCCAGCAACUCGGGGAUGCCAUUGAACCGGUGCGAGCCCCGAGGACUCAUGCUUCCGCUUCGGUAGACCGGAGCCAUGGUUUCAUGGCUCAGCCGGAGUUCCCGGAGCCACCGCCGGAGCCCUCGUCUCCUAGGCUGCGCAGGGAUGCGAGCAGCUCCAAGCGACGCUUCUGCAACUACGGCGGAUAUGUGGGCGAGGAGUCCUUCAGGAAGAAGCGUUGCUACUUCUUCGACAGGGGCUGCUGCAUCUACGGCGACUCAUGCAGCUUCAAGCAUAGCUCGCAAAGCGAGGCCAAGGCCGAUUGCUGCAGCGCUGCAGCAGAUGCUGGCGGAUAUCACAAGAAAAAUCUGUGCUCGCUCUUCAUGUUGCCAGGCCUUGAGUGUCCGUUCACGAGUUCCUUCUGCUGGAAUGCGCACGGCCCAUCUGAGCUGCGACGACAACCACUCUGUCUGCCGCCGUUGGAGGGCAUCAAACAGGGGACGCGGCUUCGCUGCAUCAGCUCCGGUCUCAGCGCGGCAGAUGCUUCCGAGGUCUGGCGGUCCCUCUCCGAAUGGGUCAUCAUUGGCCAUGUCAAGGUGCAGGAUCUGGUUCUUGCGGAUGGCAUGCCUGCGCUUGUGGAUGGCUACAUGAUGGUGCCCAUACAGCCUGCAGGUGCAGUGGAGCUUCGGUACUUCAGCAGCGAGCCUGACGAGAAGGGCACGGCUCGAGACCUUCCGAUCACCGACGCACAUAUCCAUUUGGAGGAGGUGCUGCGAACGAGGAGAUUCGGCUUCGGAUGGUAUGCGAAAGCAUUGCGAUGCAGUUUCCUCCCGAACUGCAAGCAGACCCGCUGCCUCUUCGCACAUGAGAAUGAGAAGCUUCGCUCCUUCCCUGCGCUGCGUGCUGAAGACCUUGCAUCUCUCCGAGACGAAGUCGCGAAGCUGCCAGGUGCCAGGAUUGUCGGCAUCGUUCAAAGUUGCUGCAGCGCAGAGGUCAUUGAGGACACGCUGCAGCUUGUCAAGUGGGGCCGAGAGAUGAUGGAUGGACGGAUCUAUGCGACUUUCGGCAUCCAUCCGAAUGACUUCGAAGCAUACACAUCCCAGGUGCAAGCACGGCUCGAGGCGGCCCUCGACGCAUGCGGCACGCAGGGCGUCGGCUGGGGCGAGUGUGGGCUGGACUUCAACAAGAGGGCUGAUGAGUUGGAGGCGGCACCAGAGCUGCGGCAGCAGAUGCGGCAGGUUUUCAUCAAUCAGAUACACGUUGCGCUGAAGCGCGGGAUUCCCCUGGUGGUUCAUUCCAGGGAUGCAGAGGAGGAAGUGUUUCAUAUCCUGGAUGCAUAUGUGCCCCGUGAGCAUUACGUUCAGCUCCACUCCUUCAUGGGCUCCCCGUCCAUGCUUCUUUCCUUCCUUGCAGAGCGCCCCAACACUUAUGUCAGCGUGCCUGGCGCCUUGACGUGGGCUUGGUCCUGGAAGGAUGGAGGCCUUCGCGAACUGGCCAAAGUACUGCCGGUUGACCGCGUGCUCUUGGAGACCGACGGGCCGUACAUGGCGCCGGCUCCCUACCGUGGCCAAGACUCGCAUCCGGGUCACGUCCCCUGGGCCUGGGAUGGGGCUUGGGGCCGUGACUUUGCCCUGGUGGUGGCCAGCAGAAACUUCUGCCAGUUUUUCGGACUGGAGCAUGACAAGCAUGAGAGCGGAAAAACGGGCCAGCCGCGGGGAAAGGGAAGCAGUCUGAAUGGCCGCAAAGGUCUGAAGCCAGAGAGUCCAAAUCAGGACUCCUGGUUCUGCCUGAAGGUGGAGCAAUACUUCUCCUUGUAUGCUGUCUUUGAUGGCCACGGGUCUAAAGGACACAAGGUUUCGCAGUUUGUCAAAGACAACCUGCCAAAGCUGAUUCUGAUGGACGAGCGUUUCGGAAAGGGCUCAGCCGAAUUGCCAGACAUGCUCAAGGAGAACUUCCAGAAGACCCAAGACCUCAUCAUCGCCUCCGACAAGAUGGGCAAGCUGAAUGCCUCCCUGUCGGGCACCACGGCCACUCUAGUUGUGCACGAUCACGAAAGCAAAGAGAUCACCGUCGCCCAUGUCGCUGACAGCUCCUCCGUGUUGGGUCGGAGAAAGGGAACCGCGGACUUCGAGGCAGAGCAGCUCACCCGGGAUCACAAGCCCAACCUCAAGGACGAGAAGGCUCGCAUUGAGAAGGCAAGGGGCAUGGUGGUGUUCGACGGCUACGCCAAUCACCGGAUCUAUGCCAGGAAUGCUCGCCACCCGGGGCUGAAUAUGUCGCGCUGCCUUGGCGAUCUUCUGGGUCACCAGUCCUGCGGCAUCUCGGCCGUUCCCGAGGUCUCACAGCGGAAGCUGGAUCCUGAAGACGAGGUGCCAGCUGCGAUCUGUCAUGCUGGCCAGCUUUUCGAAGCCUUGACAACUGCCCCAGCGGGUGCUGACUGUGCACAGACUCGUUUGCUGGGAUCCGAGUAG